AUGACCUCCCCCGCCCACAACGACUUUCGCAGCGACACCUUCACAACCCCAACGCCGUCGAUGCUCACCGCAAUGACGACCGCCACAUUCGGCGACGACGUCUACACCGAAGACCCGACCACGAACGAAUUCCAGGCCGAAGUCGCACGCCUCACGGGGAUGGAAUCCGCCCUGUUCAUGCUCUCCGGCACAAUGGGGAAUCAGAUCGGGGUGCGCAUUCACCUCGCCCAGCCCCCGCACAGCGUGCUCUGUGAUUAUAGAGCUCAUGUCUAUGCGGAGGAGGGAUCGGGCCUUGCGGUGCUGUCGCAGGCUAUGGUUACGCCGGUGCAUCCGAGGAAUGGGCUGUAUAUGACGCUUGAGGAUGUGGCGAGGUGGGCGGUUCUUGGGGAUGAUAUACAUACGGCGCCGACUAGGGUGGUUAGUAUUGAAUUGACGAUUGGGGGGGUUUUGACGCCGAUUGAGGAGAUUAAGAGGAUUUCUGAGUUUGCGAUGGGGCAUGGGAUUAAGGUGCAUUGUGAUGGGGCGAGGUUGUGGAAUGCUAGUGCUGCGACUGGGCUUGCGCUGUCUGAGUAUUGUCAGUAUUUUGAUAGUGUGUCGAUGUGUGUCUCGAAGGGACUUGGGGCGCCUGUUGGUGGGGUCCUAGCUACUACAAGUGAAGGUAUUAAGAGGGCUAGGUGGUUGAGGAAGCAGAUGGGUGGUGGGAUUCGACAGGCCGGUGUAUUGACAGCUGCAGCAUUGGUUGGGAUACGAGAGGUAUGGCCGACAAUGGCGCAGACUCAUCUGAAAAUGAAGAAGCUGGAGCUGGAUUUAAAGGAACUAGGAGUCGUUCCACAGAUUCCAGUUGAUACAAACUUUUUCUUCAUUGAUGCUGAGACGUCGAGACUGGAUAUGGGGGUUUUGCUGGAACAGUGCGAGAAGGCCGGCGUCAAACUGAUGGACGAGAGAAUUGCAAUGCACCAUCAGAUCAGUGAUCACGCAAUUGAGAGUCUCAAAACUGCUAUUGCCCAGGCAGUGAAGAUUACCAAAGAUCUACCGGCUGGAUAUGUAUCCAAGGUCCAGAAAGGGGGGUAUGGGAGCACUUCCAAGAUGAACGAGUGGAGUUAG
Aspergillus puulaauensis is the source of this 1104-nucleotide messenger RNA. It is a transcript of the gene GLY1, whose product is annotated as threonine aldolase family protein. Lineage: Eukaryota; Fungi; Ascomycota; Eurotiomycetes; Eurotiales; Aspergillaceae. Gene Ontology annotation, cellular component: cytosol. Gene Ontology annotation, molecular function: L-allo-threonine aldolase activity. Bases 1 to 1104 code for a protein of 367 amino acids. Gene Ontology annotation, biological process: glycine biosynthetic process; L-threonine catabolic process. The transcript has a single exon. The record is from RefSeq and is a predicted model, not a curated record.